This is a messenger RNA of Perkinsus marinus ATCC 50983, 528 nucleotides long. RefSeq names its product Transposable element Tc3 transposase, putative. Lineage: Eukaryota; Perkinsozoa; Perkinsida; Perkinsidae. The coding region runs from base 1 to 528 and encodes 175 amino acids. Gene Ontology annotation, molecular function: nucleic acid binding. The record is from RefSeq and is a predicted model, not a curated record. The transcript has a single exon.
AUGCCGAAACAAGCUCAUUUAAGCGACUCUGAGAAGUCUCUUAUUGUCAAGAGGCUCGCUGAAGGCAGGGGAACUCUCGAUAUUGCAAAGGAACUCGCCAGAGAUCAUCGAACGAUCAAGAAGUACUUGGCAGACCCUUCCAAGGUAUACUCUAGGAAGGGUGGGAAGUAUAAAAAGUCGGUAACGGACCGAGAGAGGCGGAGAGUCAAACACGAAGUCAGUCGCUGUCCUUUGAGUAGUAGUAAGCAAUUAUUCGAGGCAGCCGGGAUCGGGAAUUAUAGCAAAAGUACGAGAUGCAGGGUGUUAAGCACCAUCGGGAAGGUGGUGAAGGCCAAGUCCAGGCCAUCACUUACGAAAGUUCGUAGAGAGAAGAGAUUGGAAUGGGCCAAGGAUCACAUGAAGGUGGACUUCUCGAAAGUCUUGUGGACGGAUGAAUCGCGUGCCACCUUGGAUGGGCUCGAGGAUGGAUACAGGAUGGCGCUGCCCAUCCAACCCGAUCAAAACGCCAGCAAGGGGGUGGAGGGGUAA